AUUCUCUCCCCUCCCUAAUCCAUCAUCGAUUUCAUAUAAAAGGAGUUGAAUCAAAGCUUCGGGAGAUCAUAAGUCUGCAGCCUCUUCCCCAGGAAUGGAUCUCAGACUAAUUCUCGUUUUGUGCGCUCUCGCCGCCACCCGAGUCGCUUCACAAUCGGACAUCCACAAUGGACAAUGUGCCAAACAAUGUAAAUCCUCCGAAUUGAACGAAUACCCCAAUGGCCUUACUCAUGUAUACAAAUACUCAACACGGACUCUGGUAAACUCAUGGAACACUGAAAUUGAUGUUAAAGGUGAUGUUCUCCUUACCCGAUUAUCUACCUGUGAUUACUCAUUGGAGCUUCGUAACGUUGCCAUCAAUGGUCUUCCAGAGUCAAGAUCAUGGGAACAACAAUUGGCAGCCCGAAGUUUAAGAUUCUCCUGGAUCGAUGGUGAAAUCACUGAUGUUUGCCACCACCCAGAGGAAGAAGAAUGGGUUAUCAAUGUUAAGAAGGCCAUCAUCUCCUCUCUCCAAGUUGUUGGAACCAGUGGUUAUGUUUCAAAGGUUGAACGGGACAUUCUUGGUGAUUGUCAAACAAUUUACCAACAAGGAGAUGUAACCAAUGACCGAAUUGUUAUGUUCAAGUCAAAGGAUAUUUCUUCAUGUGAAUACCACACCGAUGAUAAACUCGCUUCCGCCAUUGAGACUAUUUUGACUCCAGGUAAACCUGAAUACCAAUGUAAACAAACCUGGUCAUCUCAAUACGUCCUCAAGUCCGUUAAAUGUGGUCAUGUUGCUUCCGCUCAAACCAAUGUCAUCGCUAAUCUUACCAUGGAUUAUGUCAAGACUGAAUCAAGAUCUUUGGCUGCUCCUCUUGAAUCAUUCCGACGAAGUCAACUUCAUGCUUCUCGAGUUGAAUUACCAAAGAAAACCAUCACCGAAGUAACCAACUCAUUGACUCACCUUUGCCAAUCCGUUGACAACCAAAUCAAGUCACAAUCUCCAUCAGCUUUCCGAGAGUUUGCUCAAUCAUUGGAAACUUUGAAAUACGAUGAAUUGAAAAAGGUCUGGAACUCAUUGAUUUCUGGUCAAAUCCACGAGUCUUGCUCAAACGAUCGAGUCAAGAUCAUGUUCGUCGAUGCUAUCCUUCAAAGCCGAACUGGUUCAGGUCUUAAGCUUUUGGUUAAAGAUUUGUACAGUCAAUACGUUUCAGAAAUGAAAUUGAAGUCCGCCAUCUACUCACUUAUCUACCGACCAUCACCUUGUGCCGAAACCAUGGAUGCCAUCACUGAGCUUCUUCGAGGUGAACGAUCAUUUGUUCAAACUCUUUUCGGAAUGACCGCUGCUAUCCAACGAUACUACGAACUUACCCAUGAUCGAGUUGUUGCCUCCGUUGCUCUUGACAUGGUUAUCGCUCGACUCCACAAGGCCAAUGAAGACCAAAAGGUUGUCAUUGUCCGAGCUUUGUCUAACGUUCGAUUCGAUGCCGAGAAAAUCAUCAAGGCUUUCGAGAAGUACUUCGACUCUGCCAAACCUGAACUCAAAGUUGCCAUCAUUGAGACUCUUAACUUAGUCGACUCAUGUCACGAAUCAGUUUACGGUAAAAUCCGACAAAUGGUUCUUGAAACCAGCCAACCAAAUGAAGUCCGAACCCGAGCUCUUAAGGUUUACCUUCGAUGCGCUGAUGAUGAAGCCGUUUCACAACUUAAACGACACAUUGAAUCACGAUCAGAGGAUGAACAUUUCAUCUCAUACGCUGACUCUUACCUCCGAAAUGCUUUGACCACCAUGAACCCAGACAAACAAGUCGUCAAGGUGAUUGCCAAUCUUGGUCAAUCAUCAUGGAAAGAACCUAAAUUGACCAUGGCCCGAAACAUUGAAUUCUCAAAGAUGACACCAGAAGGUAAAUUUGGUCUCAACUACGAAAUCGACUCAAUCGUUGAAAAUGGUCAAGAAGCUCCAGUUUGGAUGGUUCUUAACUCAUCAAUCCCAAUCCGACGAGUCAACGCUCUUAACUUCGAGAUUGGUGUUCGACAAGAAGGUUUAGACAAAUUCGCCACCAAAUUGUUCAACAAACUUUCACAAAUCAAGGCCCAAAACUGGGAAAAGAUCAUCAAGGAAGCCAAAGACCGAAAAGACUACCAACCAAUCGUCAAAGAAUUGACCCAAAUCAUCGAAGAGAUCCAACAAUUGGCCGCAAAGACCGCUAAAGUCUCUGCCUACAUCAAGAUCAACGGUGUCACCCUCUUCUACAUGAAUGCUGCUGAAAGCUCAUUCGACCGACGAGAAUCUCUCCAACGAUUGAUCAUUGAAAACACCGAAGCCCGAAAAGCCAUUGAAGCUUCACUUGGAUGGAUGCUCAUUGACUACAAGGUCAACUCUCCAUUGGCUUCAGGUCUCACCCUCCGAUACAAACACGAAGGUUCAAUCAUCCCUGGUCUCAAAGCUUCAUUGAAAGCCCAAUCUACCUCAAACGACCACGUUUUCGGUUUCUACCCCAACUUCGCCGUUGAAUUCGUUUACGGUCGAGAAUUGGUUCUCCAAAAACCCGUCGCCAGCAAACUCGUUAAAUUGAACUUGAACUCUGAUGUUGUUCUUGAUGGUCUUCACUCUCUCAUCCGAUCUGGUGAAGGAAAAGCCCACAAGUUCGUUCUCAACACCAAAGAUGAAAUGGAUCUUCUUCGAUUGGAAGUCUCAAAGGUCACUCGAGACGCCAAUGGAGUCGAAAUGAAGGAAUCAGCUUACCCAAGCCUCCGACAAAAAUGGUGCUCAACUGAAUACACUGAAAAGAUCUUCGGAUUUGUUUUCUGUUUCGAUGGUCAAGAAGAAGUUAACGCUCUUCGAAUGAAGGAAGAUGCUCGAAUCAUCCGACGAUUAUACGCCAAGAAAACCGACAAGAGUCUCAAGACUUACGAAUUGAUUGUUAAGAUGGACGAAGGUGUUCGAGGUUUCAUCCUUGACACUCCAAACACCAAAGUUAACCGAAAGGUUGAAGUUAUGGUUGGACGAUCAGGAAACUUCAAUGUUAAGAAAAACUUUGCUGGUAAAUUCUGGGUCUCAGUUAACUUACCUGUUAAAUCAGUCGAUGUUAAUGUUUCAGCUGCUUUCCCCACUGGUCAAGAAUGGAUCGUCACUCUUGAUUCCCGAGUUGACCGACAACUUCACUCUGCUCGAAUCACCUUGGCUCCAAAAUCAAACCGACAACACAUUCUUAACUUGAUGGUUAACUCACCUGCUCUCCGAGAAAAGGUUGACUACGAUCUUACCUUCACCAGCCCAAUGGAAGCUGAAAAUGAAAUGAUGGCUCAAAUUCACUCAAACCGAUCAGGUAACAAGCGAAACCGACUUGCCCUCGUCAAGGUUAUCCGAAACCAACAAGAUAAAAACAAAAUGGUCAAGAUUGAACUUGAAUUGAACAACGAGCGAUCUGAAAAGAUCAUCUCACUUUUGGUCGAUGGUUCAAUCAAGGGAACUUACCCAACCAUCAAUGCCAUCCAAUACAACGGUAAAGUUGAAUACCGACGACGACAAGGAAAGAUGGAAACCGUUCAACUUAACGGUAACCACAAGGUUGACACCACCGGAGAAGCCAAGGCUUUCACCAACAACUGGGAACUUAAGACCACCCAAUGGCCACGAGUUAACGGUAAAACCACUCACAAGAUGUUCUUGAAGAUGGGCGAACAUUUGGAAAACGAGGUUGAAGCUCGAUGGGGCCGAGACUACGAACAAGAAUCAACCCUUAACCGAGUCAUCUUCCGACAAGUUUCAUCCGUCAAAACUGGUGCCAAGAAUGUUGAAAUGAAAACCAAUGUUAUCAUUGAGAACCGAGCUCGACAAUUUAACCACAAGGUUGAAAGCAAGAUCACUUACGUUCCAAAAUCAAUGGAAAUGUUCAAAUACGAAAUUGUUCACACCGACUUGAACCGACCUGAAAACAAUCACGCUUUGGUUAUCGACCACAAGUUGAUCGCUCAACAAGAAGGUAGCUUGUACGUUAAUGUUUCAUCAAUUGGAUCACGAAGUGUCAAGACCACUUACUCACUCAACAAAAUGGCUCCUAAAUUGAACGCUAUCUACAAGAAACAAUCAGCCGACAAGACCAUCCGAGGUUACCAAGUUUCUGCUUCUCUUAACCGAGAAUCAGCUAAGAAAUCAGCUGACUUGGAAAUCACCAACUUCCCUGAAAACAAACAAAUUCUUAAGACUGAAUUCGACUUGACCAAACAACGAUCAAAGGCUAUCGGUUCCCUUAAAGUAACUUUACGAGAAUCACCAAUUGUCAACGCUGAAUACGAACGAAGCGCCGACCAAAUCUCUGGUAAAAUGACUGUUCCUCGAACUGGAUCACUUGAAGCCAACCUUGACCGACGAAUGAAAUCAAUCCGAUUCAUCACCAAGAACUCAAAUGACUGGACUCAUGAAUUUGUUGCCUCCGCUGGUGAAGUUAAGGAAUUGAAAUCUAAGACCCUUACUGGUGUUUCAUCUGUACCAAACUUUGAAAUUCACUACAACCCAAUCAAAAAAUCAAUGAAAUUGUCACUUCGAUCAAUGAAGACCGAUUUCCACUCUGAACUUAAAGACUACACUAGUGAACCAGUUUUACUAGUUGAAUUCAAGUGCGCUGAACACGCUGACAAACAUUUGACUCAAUUCAAAUGGUUGAGGGAAUCAUUCAUGUUCACCUCUGAACACGAAUCAAAGGGAAUUAAGGUUUACAACACUGAGAUCCUUACAGAAGGAAAACCAAACGAGAAAAUCAUCAAGUUUAACUUUAAGAAUGGUAAAUUCGAGACUCGAGUCCAAAAUGUCUACAACUACGAUCAACGAACCCUCAAGACUGACUUGUCAACCGCUGACAACUUCGAAACCAAGAUCAACUCUCGAGUUUCUCUCCCCGCUCAACGAGGUCGAUUCUCUCAAAUGGCCAAAUCUGAGCCAUCAAAGGUCGACAUGAAGGUUAACAUCAAGAUGAACGGACGAGAAACCUCAAUGAUCUUCAACAACGAACAAUUGACCAAAUUACAUCUUCAACACCGAACCCGAAACAGUGUUCCAUUUGUUGUUGACAGUAAAUUCGAAUCAGAAAAAUGGACCAUCAUUGGUAACGCCGGUGAACUCAAAUACAACUUGAUCAUUGUCCCACAAUCAGCUGUCAAGUCAAUUGAUUUGGGUCUUGAAGGUUACGGUAAACAAGCCAAGCUCAACUUAGCUUUGAACAAGGAAUCAUCCCAAUGGGUCGCUGUCGCUGAAUCAAAACUUACCAUCAACGGUGAGAAGAAAUUCGACGAGAAAAUUGAAGGUAAAUUCGCCAAAAAUUUGAUCGCUGGUCCACACUCAGUCUCAAUCAGAAACUUCGAACAAGAAAUGAACGUUGUCUACAAACUCGAUGAUAACAAACUUGAACUUACCUUGGUCGCCACUGAGGAAGGUCAAAAGCUCAUCAAUGCCAAAUUCAACGGUGACAAAUUCACCCGAGGAAAAGUUUGCAGCGUUUCAGGUAAACUCGAACUUUCAUCUGAAAAAUACCAAUCACUCCGACAAACCGUCUACGAACUCAAAUACAACCGAGAUGGACGAAAAGUUGACGCUCAAGUUGAAAAGAAAGGUACCAACCCAAUGACCAUGAAGCUUUCAGCUGAUAUCGCUCGAGAAUCAGCUAAAGUUAACGCUGAAAUCAAUGGACGAACCGCUUCAGGUAAACAACGAAAACUUGUUGUCGACUACAACCGACUUAACAAGAUCGAUUUCUCCGUCAAACUUUACGACAUGUCUAAGGUUGACUCUGAACUCGGAGUUUCCAUUCCUUUGGUUAAAAUCGCUGAAUUCAUCGGUAACGAAGCUUCACUUUACCUUAAGUCAAAAUCUUUCGACUCAGAGAUCGCUCUCUCACUCAAGGCUCCAACCAAGACUUCAGUCACCGGUUUAGCCAACAUCAAGGUCCAAGGACAACAAAUGCUCCAAUACAACUUGGCCAUUAACGAUGGUUCAUCAAUCCAAUUCUUUGGUGCUGAGAAACUCAACAACCAAUUGACCAACCCAAUCGCCGUUUCCAAUGAAAUCAUCUUCAAAGGUAAACAAAUCUUCACCCACCACGUCUUGGUCUCAGAUAACCUCAUCUCUCUCAAGACUGAAUCACCAAACCAUUUCAAGAUCAACCAAGCUUUCAUCAUGAAAGAAAAGCUUCCUGAACUUUUGGGUAAAUACUGUUUCGGAAACUCUUGCUCAAAGAUGACCUCAAAAUGGACUCUUGGACAAAAAGGUUUAAUCGAAAUGAACAUUGAAGGACCAAAAGGUGCCGAACAAAAGUACGACAUUUACUUCAAAUGGAACGGAGAAGAAGGUAAAGAAUAUGGUUCAGUUCUUUUCGUUAACAACCAACGAAAAUACGGUCACGAAUGGUCUCGAUUAGUCAAGAACCAAUACAACACCGUUUACGAAAGCAAAAUUACUCUUCCAAAACGAGUUAUGACCAUCACCACCACCAAAGAUGUCAAGACCUCAUCUGAUGAGAAAUUCAUUGGUUCAUACACCAUCAUGAUCACCCCAAAGGAAAACGCUGAGACUCUUAAGAUCACCUUGGAACGAUCCGUUAAACGAUCAGCCAACAACUUGAAAUACGAUCAUCACAUUACCUUUGAACACAAAGCUCUUACCCGACCAAUUAAAAUGAUCACCUCAAUGAACCUCGUUAAAUCUGAUGCCCAACGAUACAACCUUUUGGGUGUUAAAUCCGCUGACAUGAAAAUGACCCUUAACUAUGACGGUGAAAACAGUCACGAUCUUAACUCUGCCCUUUUCUGGGAAAUUGUUGAAGACAAAUUGACCUACAACUGGAGAGUUUGGCAAAAAGAGGAAAAAAUUGACUUUGGAUGCAAAGGUGAACAACUCACAACCGGAAGCAUCAAAGCUAAAUUAUUCCACUCACUUAAGGACUACUCAUGCCACUGGGUUGACCGAAAUGGAGAACGAAAGGAAAUCAAGCGAGAGCAAAAAAUCUCAAUGGGAUCAGAGAUUCUUGGUGGUCUUCCACGAAUUACCUUCCACGAUAACCUCAAACACCCACUUGGUUCAUACUUCUACAACGGUACCUUCCACCUUUUCGAGGCCAUUAAAGACGCAACCAUUGACUUCCACACCCAAGACGGACAACGAUACCACCUCCAAGCUAAAUUCGAUACCACCAAGCAAGAAAAGUGUUUAGAAAUGUCUCUUUUCGAGAAAAAUAACGAAGAAGAAAAGUACGGUCUUCGAAGUUGUUUCAACCCAAAAGCUCGAGCAGGUAAAUCAGUUUUCCUCUUCGAAAUGAUCACUUUCGGUAAAAAGGUUAACAUGGCUGACGGUGAACGAAAAGCCACUUUCACAAUCAACCGAAUGAAGGACUUUGCCAGCGACUAUCUCAUCUCACUCAUCUGGGACACCAACACCAUGGCUCAGGCCACUUACCAAGCCAUUGAUGCCGUUGAACAAAUGUCAAACAAACGAACUGCCAUGAUCAACGAACGAGACGCUGAAUUGAAGGCCAAGAUGGACUACAUUCGAUCAUCUCUUGGAGAACACAUCAACAAAGCCAAGCGAGAAUUUGACAACCAAGUCGACGAUUUAAGCAACGAAAUGAGACCUGAAGUAGAAAUGUUGGUUCGAGCCAUCAACAAACUCGCCAAAGCCACACGACCCAAACGAGCCAUCUCAUUGAUCCGAAGUGAUGAACAUUCAAAGGCCGACCUCACCUCACCCAUGUCUUACGAAUGGAAAGAAUAUGACAUCGACAAUGGUCGACUUGAAUUAAUUCUUCGAAAUGUUGAAGCUCAAAAGGUUCCUCAAUUUGUUUACAAAGUUAUUUUUCGAAAUUAUUUGACUCAAGUUUAGGACAAUUUACAUAGAUAAUUCUAAUUAACAAUCUAACUCAACCAAACUAGAAACAAAUUAAUUUGCUCCAAGUUAAUUGCGUUUUAUUUUUUCUCUUAAAAAUCUUUUAUCCUUUCACCUUUCACCAACCACCCACUUUCCCAAUCUCUCUCUCUCUCUCUCUCUUCCCUUUUAAUUUUUAAUUGUAAUUCCAAUUGUUUUGUUAAAUUGUAACAAUAUGAUUGAAAAAAAAACACUCAACACAUAACGAUGUCUAAAUUUUAUGGUUGUUACCCUGUUCAAUAAAUUAUAACAUUUCAAAUUA
This is a messenger RNA of Panonychus citri (citrus red mite), 8153 nucleotides long. RefSeq lists its product as uncharacterized. The record is from RefSeq and is a predicted model, not a curated record. Gene Ontology annotation, biological process: lipid transport. Gene Ontology annotation, molecular function: lipid carrier activity. Lineage: Eukaryota; Metazoa; Arthropoda; Arachnida; Trombidiformes; Tetranychidae.